GGGUUUGGUCGUGUGAGCGGCCCUGGGCGGCGGGAGCGAAGGGCCGCCACGCGAGCCUCCGGUAGAGGAAAAGAGCUCCCGGGAGCGAGAGAGCCAAGAUUACGUCACUGCCGCCGUCUCCUGGCACCUGAACCUCCUCCAGAGUUCACUGUGACCACUGUUCCCUAGACAACAUGGAAGUGGAGGAAGAUGAAUUGUCUCUGCUGACCGCACUGCUGGAGGAGAAUGAGUCAGCCUUGGAUUGUAAUUCAGAAGAGAGCCACCCCUUGACCCAGGGUGAUGGUAUCCCUGAUACAUUUGAUGAGCUCUUCGAUGCUGACGGUGAUGGUGAAUCUUACACAGAGGAGGCUAAUGAUGGUGAAGUGGAAAAGACUCAAGACCAAAAGGAAAAUUUGGCUACUCUCUUUGGAGAUAUGGGGGACUUAUCAGAUGAAGACGUUCCUGUAUUGCAAUCAACUAAAAACAGAGUUCCUUCUGCUCCUGCUCUGAGUCAAGGAAAAACUAAUGAAGAGUUGCAAGAUGAAUUAAGGAAGUUGCAAGAGCAAAUGAAGUCCUUACAAGAACAGCUAAAAAUGGCAACAAUCAAACAGCCUGCAAGUCCAGCCCGUCCACAUACAUCUGUAGAUAAGUCUCCACGCCCCCCUCUUAAGGAGAAGAAAGUUCAGAGAAUUCAGGAGUCGACAUGCUUUUCUGCAGAGCUUGAUGUCCCUACUCUACCAAAAACCAAGCGGGUGGCUCGAAUACCAAAAGUUUCACCUACAGAGCCCAAAAGCUCACCUUCAAGGAUGACAAGUGCACUCUCACAACCACUCCGAAUGACUCCUGGGAACAAACCUAGUGGGAUGACUAGAGAUCACGGUGCAGUGGCCCCCAGGAGUUCUGGGGACACAGCUCAGCCCAUCUCUGUGGAAGCCUUCUCCGGCCUGAGGCUCAGAUGGCCUCGAGUGUCCUCCACAGAAAUGAACAAGAAAAUGACUGGUAGGAAACUGAUCAGACUGUCUCAGCUCAAGGAAAAGAUGGCAAGUGAGAAGCUGGAAGAAAUAGACUGGGUGACAUUUGGGGUUAUAUUGAAGAAAGUCACUCCGCAGAGCUGUAGCAGUGGGAAAACAUUUAGCAUCUGGCGACUGAAUGAUCUUCGUGACCUGACGCGGUAUGUUUCGUUGUUCUUGUUUGGAGAAGUUCACAAAGAACUCUGGAAGACUGAGCAGGGUACUGUCAUCGGGCUGCUCAAUGCUAACCCCAUGAAGCCCAAGGAUGGUUCAGAGGAGAUAUGCUUAUCUAUUGAUCAUCCUCAGAAGAUCUUAAUUAUGGGUGAAGCUCUUGACCUUGGAACCUGUAAAGCAAAGAAGAGGAAUGGAGAACCGUGUACACAGACUGUUAAUUUGAAGGACUGCGAGUACUGUCAGUAUCACAUCCAGGCCCAGUAUAAGAAGCUCAGUGCCAAGCGAGCUGACUUGCAGUCCACCUUCUCUGGAGGACGAAUUCCAAAGAAGUUUGCCAGCAAAGGCAUCAGCCUGAGAGAACGUCUGUGUCAGGAUGGUUUUUACUAUGGAGGAGUUUCUUCAGCGUCAUAUGCAGCCUCAGUUGCAGCAGCUGGUGCUCCUAAAAAGAAGAUUCAAACCACUCUGACUAAUCUGGUUGUGAAAGGCACAGAUCUGAUCAUUGAGGAAACUCAACAAAAACUCGGAAUAGCCCAGAAGAGCUUGUCUUGCUCCGAGGAAUUCAGAGAAUUAAUGGACUUGCCUACAUUUGGAGCCAGAAAUUUGAAACAACAUUUAGCCAAAGCCAAGUCAUCAGGGAUCAUGGGGAGCCCAAAACCUGCUUUCCAGUCUAUCUCGGCGUCAGCCCUCCUGAAGCAACAGAAACAGCAUAUGUUGGAGAUAAGGAAAAAGAAAUCAGAAGAAAUCAAGAAACGAUUUUUGCAAAGCUCAAAUGAGGUCGCGAGCCCAGCUGUGCCAUCGUCUUCUCGACAGCCCCCUUCUCGGUCUCCACCAACAGGGGCCGAGUUCCCCAGGCUGGAAGCAACCGUAGCCACACAGGCGCCCAAGCUGGGGCGAGGCAUCUCAGAAGGGGAUGAUGUUCUCUUUUUUGAUGAGUCACCGCCUCCAAAACCAAAACUGAGUGCUUUAGCAGAAUUCAAAAAGCUAGCUGCAAUAACCAAAUUAAGGGCAAAAGGUCAAAUUCUUUCAAAAACAGACCCAAACAGCAUUAAAAAGAAGCAAAACCAUCCCCAGGAUGUCCUGGAAGUGAAGGCACGAGUAGAAAAAAAUACCACAUUCUCUUCUCAAGCUGAGGAUGAAUUGGAGCCUGCCAGGAAAAAAAGGAGAGAACAGCUUGCCUAUUUGGAAUCUGAAGAAUUUCAGAAAAUCCUAAAAGCAAAAUCAAAGCACACAGGCAUCCUAAAAGAAGCUGAGGCUGAGCUGCAAGAACUCUAUUUUGAGCCACUGGUAAAAAAAGAACAACUAGAAGAAAAGAUGAGAAAUAUCAAAGAAGUGAAAUGUCGAGUGGUGACAUGCAAGACUUGUGCCUACACCCACUUCAAGCCUUUAGAGACCUGCGUCAGUGAGCAACAUGACUACCAUUGGCAUGACGGCAUAAAAAGGUUUUUCAAGUGUCCCUGUGGAAACAGAUGCAUCUCCCUUGACAGGCUCCCUAAAAAGCACUGCAGUAACUGUGGCCUCUUCAAAUGGGAACGGGACAGAAUGCUAAAGGAAAAGACAGGCCCAAAGAUAGGAGGAGAAACCCUGUUACCAAGAGGAGAAGAGCAUGCCAAAUUCCUGAACAGCCUUAAAUAGCCCAGACUUCAGGCAGAUACCCACAACCUACAUUGCUUCUUGUGGUUCUGGGAAAGCAAGGAUCAGUUCUGUGUGGUGUUCCUGAUUGACACAGUCAAAACAAGUACUUGUUAAGCCUACAAGCUUUGCCUACGUACUUCCCUCCAUUGUGUUGAUUGGACACCAAAUUUAACAUUGACCUUUAAGUGGAAAAUGAAGAUGCCAUUAUCUUCUGUGUUCUUAGUACUGAUGGCUACAUUCACACAAUUUUUUGCUCAAAAACUGGAAGGUAAAUUGAGAUUUGUGUUUCUGUAUCUCUUGGGUUAUAGGGUAUGCAAUGUCCGAGGCAAAAGAAUUAAUUUAGCUCACCCUGAGCAAGUCGCUUAACUUCUGGACUUCAGUUUCCUUAUCUGUAAAAUGAGGAAAGUUGGACUGACUGAUCUUGAAAUGUAUCUUUUAGCACUCAAAUUUUACAAAUAUAUAACUUUUUUUAUCUAGAUAAUUAUGAUCAUUGCCCUUGAUACAGUGAUAUAGUUUUGAUACACUGAUACUAUAAGCCAGGUUUCUUCUUUCUCUGUUUUGAUUUUUUUGUUGUUUUUUUGUGGGUUUUUUUGUUUUAAACAACAAAAAUUUAUUUUCUCACAGUCCAGAGUCUAGAAGUCCAUGAUCAGGGCACCAGCAUGGUCUGGUUCUAAUGAGAAAUCCUUCUGGCUUGCAGAUGACUGCCAUCUUGCUGUGUGCUCACAUCAUCUCUUUGGGCAAAGUGUGAGGGGAAUGGGAAAGGGAGAGACAGUUGAUUUAUUAUUUUUUUAAAUUAGGUCACCAAACCACUGCAUUUCAAAUCAUAUCUGUAUGGCUCUCUGCCCAUACAAUAUUGUGGAGCUUUGAAUGCAAAUACCUAAAAAUCUCAUCAUUUUAAAAUAUGGUUUAAAGAAGCUGAAACUUCUAACCAAAAUGAAUGUAACGAGAAGCUAGAAAACAUGACUGAAAAAAACAGAAACAUCCCAUAAAUAAUGGAGUUUGGGAUUGGCACAUAUACUUUAUUACACACAUUAAGAAUUAGAGCUCAAGCCCUGGCAAAUUACUACCACAAAAUACCAUUUUCUCUGCCUGUGCAACUUGACUGUCCAGAUACUAUUUGACCCAAACGAAUGCUAAUGUCUAAAGAUCAGGUAAAUUGGUAAGAUUAUUAUAUUGGGAUUUGAACUCUAACUAGAAGUAGAUUAGGUUUCCCCAAGAUGGUGUUAUGGUACGAACAUAACAGUUACGGGAGAUGACUGAUUUGGGUGUAUAAGAGUCAGAAAUAAAAUUCACGUGCCUCAGAUUAUAUCAAACUCUGCUCUAUAUGGUUAAAAGGUGCUGUAUCUGCCCUUGUGUUUCCAUCUAAGGUCAUAUCUUGAUACCUUUAUUUUUAGGAACAUUUUACUUUCCAGGAGGUAUUGGCUUUUCAAUUUUUUUAAACUAACAAAAAAUAAAGUAUUUCAUUCUUGAUAAGAACCAAAACCACUUGAAACUGGUAUUUUUAAGGCUCACUUAGAGUAGGUUAUUUGUCCCAUAAACUUAAAACAGAGCUACGUAUUUGAAGUAGGUCACAAAUGAACAGUUGCCUAGAAUUUGAACUUCAAUUGCUCAUUGAGUAUUUCUCUUCCUAUGUGAGAAUAUGUUCUUGUUUGAACCACGGGCAUCUGAGUCCAUAUUCACUUGACUAUUGUAUGCAAGUAGCAUAAUAUUCUUGUAAAGGUUGAUGGUGAGCUGAAUCUGAAUGCCUUCCUUUUUUAAAACUUUAAUUUUCAGUUUUAAAAUGAUUUAAAAAUGGAAGUGAAUGACUACUCAGUUACUCUAGAUCUUGGGGAGUUUUCAUUUGGGGUGGUGUAUGUGUGUGUGCAUGCACACGUGCUUUCCCAAAAUAUUCAGGUAUCAGAAGGGGUGGGUAGGCAGGAGGGGGAACUUACUUGUUUGCACUGAAAAUAGGAUUCAUCAGUGAGAUCAGUCUUUUAAUCUUACCCUCUUUAUCAAUGUGUAUUAAAUGCUUUCAUAUAAAA
Molecule: messenger RNA, 4816 nt
Organism: Miniopterus natalensis
Lineage: Eukaryota; Metazoa; Chordata; Mammalia; Chiroptera; Miniopteridae
Gene: MCM10
Product: minichromosome maintenance 10 replication initiation factor
Biological process (GO): DNA replication; DNA replication initiation
Cellular component (GO): nucleus; nuclear replication fork
Molecular function (GO): DNA replication origin binding; single-stranded DNA binding
Source: RefSeq, a predicted model, not a curated record